This is a messenger RNA of Castor canadensis (American beaver), 877 nucleotides long. The record is from RefSeq and is a predicted model, not a curated record. Lineage: Eukaryota; Metazoa; Chordata; Mammalia; Rodentia; Castoridae.
GAAAAUAAAAAUUUGUAUUUCUCAUAAAAAAGUACACAACUGAGCUCUGGUGGCUCAUACUUGUAACCCUAGCUGCUUGAGAGUCUGAGCACAGUGCUAUGUCCCUGACACUGAGACUACAAAACAGACUGAAACUGGCUCAUUUAAUCUAAUGAUUUAUACAAAGAUUUGAUUGGACCUGAAAAAUGGGACCUCAGUUCAUUGCCAGUUCUGAAGAUAUCCAUCUUCCUUUCUUUACUACCACAAUCCCCAAAGUAAACAACUUGGUGACCAACAAAGUCCUGUCAAUGACUAAAGGAUGAAAAACCCAUGUCUUCCAUGGCCACCUAUCAAAACCUGCUCAUCCAUGGCCCUGUGGAACUAGGAAAUGGCUGGCAUAGGAAGAAGAGGCAUCUGUUCCUAUUCAGAGAUUAUUUACUUAUAUCGAACACCAGGUGUAAGAAUAUCUUGAAGAUCAAAUGUGUAAUCCCACUGCACAUCGUAUGGAUGGACAAAGUGGAGGAAGGCGAUUCUGAAGCCAAGAAGUCCUUUCUCUUGGGGUGGCCGAUGGAGAACUUCAGGGCCACCUUCCCAUCUUUGGAGCAAAAAGAAAAGUGGUGUUCAUUCCUUGAAAGAAACAUCAAUCUAACAAAAGAGAAGGACAAUCAGAAGACCCUUGAGCUCCCGAUCUUCAUCAAAGACAUACAGCAUUCUCCUGUUGCUGUCACUGCAACAAGUUUUGAUACAGUAAAUGAUAUUAUUAAGAAGACACUGUCGAUUAUAGGAAUAACUGAAUGUGAAAAUGAAUACCUGCUAUCUUUCAACUCUGGGAAGGAAGAAGCCCCAUUCACACUCUUGGGUAAAUGUCAGGGACAAUCUAAAAUGUGAUUGAUUGGGC